This is a messenger RNA of Mya arenaria, 1025 nucleotides long. RefSeq names its product endothelial differentiation-related factor 1 homolog. Gene Ontology annotation, cellular component: nucleus. The coding region runs from base 109 to 555 and encodes 148 amino acids. Gene Ontology annotation, molecular function: DNA binding. The transcript has 5 exons. Lineage: Eukaryota; Metazoa; Mollusca; Bivalvia; Myida; Myidae. The record is from RefSeq and is a predicted model, not a curated record.
UCGUAAAGUUCCGUUUUACGUUGUUUACGACCAGAACACAUUAUUGUUGCACAUUUUGCUGAAAUACCGUCUUAUAUCUGUAUUUUAUCACAUUUUCACUAUCACAAAAUGGCAGAAGCUGACUGGGACGAAGUUAGAUACAUUGGCAAGAGACAGCCCAAAUCUGGGACUCUUAAAACUCAACAGCAACUAAGUGCAGCCCAGAGGCAAGGUGUUGCCAUCGAUACAGAAAAGAAGUUCGCUGGAGGGCAGAACAAGCAAUUCUCUGCAGCGAAGAACACGGCGAAGCUUGACCGAGAGACAGAAGAGCUUCACCAUGAUCACGUGGCCCUCGAUGUCUCCAAGAUCAUACAGCAGGCUCGGCAGGCAAAGGGAUGGACUCAGAAAGAUCUUGCUACUAAAAUCAACGAGAAACAGCAAGUGAUAAAUGAGUAUGAAGCCGGAAAGGCCAUCCCGAAUCAACAGAUAAUCUCGAAACUUGAAAGAAACUUGGGUGUUAAGCUUCGUGGAAAAGAUAAAGGACAGCCUAUGGCUCCGAAACCUGGAAAAAAAUAGCACACACUGCAUCACUCCAUUAAAAUUAUUGUUUCCAUGGAAACUGGAUGUGCUUUCAUAGCUACACAUACAUUUAUUCUGCUUUUCAGUAAUCUUGUUCUUUUAAGUGGUAUUUUCAAGGUUUUUAAAAGAGUUCGAUUAAAGUUAAGAUUAACUUUUGGCUGAAUGAAUGAGGUAAAUGGAAAAUUAUUAUAUAUGCUUUGGUUGGGUAACUUUAUAUGUAGUUGUAUUCAGUAAAUUAAAGAUAAUCAUGCAAGUCAGCAUAUGAUCAAUAGUGUUAUGUUUUAAAUAUUAGCAACAGGUACAAAAAGAACCUCUUUUAUUCUUCCUACUUGUCAGUAGCUUUGUUGUGAUUUGUAUAUGCCAUCCUUUACAGUUUAUUUCCAAUUUCUACUGUAUAUAUCAUGUUCGUCAAGUUUUGAUAUUUCAAACAGCAAAGCAGCUGUACAUGAAUAAACAGUUUUAUGUAA